This is a messenger RNA of Dioscorea cayenensis subsp. rotundata (Guinea yam), 1167 nucleotides long. RefSeq names its product putative germin-like protein 2-1. NCBI's taxonomy places the organism in Eukaryota, Viridiplantae, Streptophyta, Magnoliopsida, Dioscoreales, Dioscoreaceae. The coding region runs from base 366 to 1013 and encodes 215 amino acids. The record is from RefSeq and is a predicted model, not a curated record. Gene Ontology annotation, molecular function: manganese ion binding. Gene Ontology annotation, cellular component: cell wall. The transcript is spliced from 2 exons.
UCGUUAAUCAUGGGAAAUUAACUGCACCAAUUAGUUAGCUAACCAACCACACACAAAAAAUAUUGAUAAAACAGAGAAACUAAUGAACUUUGACUAACAUAAUAUAUAUACCUAACCUUCUGGUUAAUUAGCAUGGAAUUAGUCUUUUGUGUUACCUUCUUUCUUUCAUCUUAAUUUCAGCACAAUAUAAUAACAUAUAAUAAAUUAACAUUUGAAGAUGAUCGAAAGAAGAGAUCAAUGAAUGCAAAUAAGUAAAAUACCAAACCUUGUAGACCAUUUCAUCAUCUCAUAUAUCAUACUUCCUUUAAAUAGCCCUUCUUCUCAUGAACUUGAUACCACACAAGCUCCAUUGAUAAUUAAUUAAGAUGGCUUCCCUUGUCCUUCUUCUUGCUCUCUUAGCUCUCUCUUUCUCUUAUUCACUUGCUUCAGACCCUAGUCCUCUCCAAGACUUUUGUGUGGCAGACCUCAACUCUAAUAUGUUUGUCAAUGGCUUUGUUUGCAAGAGUCCAAAGCUCGUUACAGCUGAUGAUUUCACCGCACAUAGCCUCGACAAACCAGGGAACACAUCAAACCCUCAAGGGUCAGCAGUGACACCAGUGUUUGUAGAACAACUUACUGGGUUAAACACUCUUGGAGUAUCACUGGCAAGACUUGAUUUCGCUCCUUAUGGUCUCAUUGUCCCUCAUUAUCAUCCCCGUGGCACUGAGAUCAUGACGGUGCUUGAAGGCGAGCUUUAUGUCGGCUUUGUCACCUCCGCUCCCGAUUUCAAGCUGUUCACGAAGAUUGUGAAGAAAGGAGAUGUGUUUGUCUUCCCCAAAGGCCUUGUUCACUUCCAAUUCAAUUAUGGUGCCAAGAAAGCAGUGGCCAUUUCAGGCUUAGGGAGUCAAGAUCCUGGUGUGGUGCUUGUCCCUAAUGCUGUUUUUGGUUCUAAUCCACCCAUUAAUGAUGGUAUUCUUGCUAAGGCCUUCCAAUUGGACAAGAAGAUCAUUGAUUAUCUUCAGUCUAAAUUCUAACUAGUGAACUAAUGCUGUCAUUCUUCAAUGGGAUUCAUUUAUUGUUGUGUUUGUUAUAGAUAUGUAUUUGUGAUUUCUGUAUUUGCUGAAUAUGUUUGUUUGUUCGGAUUGUUGUGGUACAAUUAAAUAAAAGCCUUUUAUUAUUUGUUUGUAA